AUGGCAAACGGCCACAGCAGGCGUCAGCCCCAGCCCGGGGACCUGAUCGAGAUCCACCGGCCAACUUACCAGCACUGGGCCCUCUACCUGGGGGAUGGGUACAUCAUCAAUGUGGUGCCUCCAGAUGGUGUUUCCAGUGCCAAGUCAGUGUUCACCGGAAGGGCCUGGGUGAGGAAGCAGCUCCUGAAGGAAGCGGUGGGAAACGACAGGUACUGCAUCAACAACAAGUACGAUGCCAUCUACACUCCCCUCCCGCUGAAGGACAUCAUCCGGCGUGCUGAGCGCUUAAUUGACCGGGAGGUGUGCUACGACGUGCUCACCAACAACUGCGAGCACUUUGUGACGAUGCUCCGCUAUGGCAAGCCUGACUCCGAGCAGGUCACCCGAGGGGUCACUAUCGCUGGUAUUGUAACAGCUGUCGUCGGUGCCUUCGCCUUGGUGGGCUUGGCCUUGAGCAGACCCAAAGAGAGACACCACUGA
Charadrius vociferus (killdeer) is the source of this 480-nucleotide messenger RNA. It is a transcript of the gene PLAAT1, whose product is annotated as HRAS-like suppressor. Gene Ontology annotation, molecular function: glycerophospholipid phospholipase A1 activity; A2-type glycerophospholipase activity. The transcript is spliced from 3 exons. NCBI's taxonomy places the organism in Eukaryota, Metazoa, Chordata, Aves, Charadriiformes, Charadriidae. Gene Ontology annotation, biological process: N-acylphosphatidylethanolamine metabolic process. Gene Ontology annotation, cellular component: cytoplasm. Bases 1 to 480 code for a protein of 159 amino acids. The record is from RefSeq and is a predicted model, not a curated record.